AUGGUCCUCCAUUUCGGGCUGCCUUGUAAGCAGGCUAGUCUUAAUGACGAGUUUGUCGCAGCGGUUAUGGAUGAUGGCACGCUUGGUCUCUUCCGUUAUAUCGAUGGGUCGUUCAAGGAGAUCCCCACUGACCGUCUUGGCUGUUCUGACGGCCCAGGCGCCUCAGAUGCCACCCCUCCCCUCUGGGGUUUGGCCCAUGUGAGCGGUGGUAAGAUGACGAAUUACCUCACGCUUGUGGAGCAGGAGACCAGCGCUGUGAAAAUUUACGAUAUUUCUAACACUACUCCUGUACUGGUAUUUGACGUUGGAUGUAUUGCUGUUGCGCCACCGUUGUUGCAUCCUAGGGUGAAGACAACCAACUUGUUCCUGUCCAUCACUGAUCCUACAUCUAGGUGA
Perkinsus marinus ATCC 50983 is the source of this 396-nucleotide messenger RNA. RefSeq lists its product as hypothetical. The transcript is spliced from 3 exons. The record is from RefSeq and is a predicted model, not a curated record. The coding region runs from base 1 to 396 and encodes 131 amino acids. Lineage: Eukaryota; Perkinsozoa; Perkinsida; Perkinsidae.